Messenger RNA from Priapulus caudatus, 2949 nucleotides. RefSeq lists its product as uncharacterized. NCBI's taxonomy places the organism in Eukaryota, Metazoa, Priapulida, Priapulimorpha, Priapulimorphida, Priapulidae. The record is from RefSeq and is a predicted model, not a curated record. The transcript is spliced from 10 exons. The coding region runs from base 1 to 2949 and encodes 982 amino acids.
AUGGUUGCGGACUUUCGUCAGCGGCUCAACUCUGAUAUAGAGAUCGACGAAGCAAAGCAUCAGCUGGAGUCUCUGCAUCAGCAGCACAGACAGCUAGAGGAGGCGUGUCAGCGGCAGGAGCAGCAGCUCACAGACACGCAGGAAGCCCACCGCGCUGAGAUACACCGCCAGCAACGCCACCUGGAGGCACUGAUCGGCGACAGCGGACGCGCGAGGCAGCAAGCAGAGGAACAAGUGCUGCAGGCCAGGAGGGAGCUCACACGCAAACACAACGAAUAUGAGGACUUCGUACAGAGGGAGGCUUCUGCGAUCGCGUACCUGAGGAAUAACGGCAAGUCCUGCGGCGUUCAGACGGACGCUAGUGCCACGACCGAGUUCUCCAUCCAGACGACACCAGGGGGCGACAGUGAGCAGAGUGUGCUCACGGCCAUCGAGGAAGGCAAGAGGCGUCUGCAGGAGUUGGAGGUGAAGCAUCAGCAGUGUUCGCGGGAGACGGAAGCCAAGCUCGCACGCCAGCAGCAGCAGUUCGAGGCCAAGCUGCAGAGAAACAGCGAGUUGAUAGAAACACAGCGGUCGCAGCUAGAGCGCAUGGAGCGACGAUACGAGCGCGACGACGAUACGACCGCGGCGCAGCUACAGCUGCAGCUGGAGAAACUCUACGAUAAGAGAAAACUUCCGUCCAAGUCUGAGAACAAGUUGGUGAAGAUACUGAAGAGUUGGUCAACAGAGGGCGCUGACAAGCCUGCGAUCGCUCGCGAUGAUGCUGCUGUCGUCGCCCUCGCCAACGCAUCCGUCCACGAGCCGGAGAUGGCUUCUGUGAAGCCCCGGCAGCAGCAGCAGCUGAAGACGCACGCAGAGGCUGCGUGCGAGGAUGCGGGGAUGAAGCCAGCCGGGGAGCGAGCGAGAGGGAUGCACAACAGUGAGCACGGGGGGAUACAGGGGGAUGCAAGGAUGUUGGAGAUGUUGAGGAUGCAGGGGAUCGUCGGCAAAACGCAAGCAGCUGUCGCUUCCCCUCACCUCGACCACUGCACCGGGAACAGCCCUGCAGGCAGGGGCAGCUCCUCCCCGUCCCCGCGUGACCCGGGCAGCGGGGGAGGAAGUCCGUUGGCUUCCCCGCGGAGAGACGCGAGCAUCAACACGCGUGCGGCCGCUGUCACCGCCCGCCUCACCGCCUCCAUUCAGGACCGCUCUGCCGAGCUGCGCCGCCAGGCGGCAGCACAGGUAGCCGCGCGCCGCGCCGCCGCCAACCAGGGGGCGCCGCCUCCUGCCGCCGCGAAACCGGAGCUGACGGUGGCGCCCCCGCGGCGGCGCGCUCGCCUCUCGUCGCUGUUUGCGCGCGGCACGAGCGUGAGUCCCGCGGAAUCGCGUGACGACGUCACAGCGGCGCCCCCUGGCGAGGGGACACAGCGGCGGGGGGAGUCGCGGGGGACGGCGCGGCUGCGGCGGGCGCUGGAGAACGUGCGAGCGACGCUCUCUUGUCGUGAGCUCGCGCGCCGUCACGCCGCCGCCGACGCCGACACGCAGACCGGCCACUGGGGGGCGCCGCCGUCUCCCGCGCUCGUCCGCCGCGCGUCGUCGUCGCGGCGACGACGAUUCACGCAGCCUCCUCCGGGGAAGGCGCGGUCGGAGGAGAUGCUGCUGUCGGUGGCGGCGGCGUCGGGGAGCGUGCGCGGGGAGAGAUCCGUCCCUUCCGGGGAGCGCUCCCGCAACGCCGCCGCGUUCGUCGCCGAGAUGCGGAGACGGGACGCAGGCAUCGUCGCGCGGCGCGGGGAGGCUGCGUCGCCGCGGCAACGAGCGCCCAGCGACGAUUCUCUCUUCGCGUCGGGUGGCGCCCUCUCUUCACCGGCGACGCACUUCGACGCCGUUGCCGACCUUAUCCGGUUCGAGGAUGCUGCUGCGCGCGCAGAGGAUGAGGAUGCUGCUGCUGUUGCCGAGCGAUGGACGAAGGCCGAGUCGUGUCCUGACCUGCUGGACUGGCGGGAGCUAGACGGCCCCCGGCCAGACUUCUUCAGGAUAUACUACAGCCAGAGCGACAGCGACGGCGCCAGUCUAGACUCGUUCGACGGCAGCACCCCCCACGAUGGCGCCGCCCUGGUGUUGAACGCGGCCGGGGUCGCCGGCGGCAGCGCGGACUCGCUCGAGGAAGCGGCGCGGGAUGGUGGCGCCCUCUGCGACGCGGCGUCGACGUCGGGCCGCGACACGGGGCUGGUGAGCAGCGGUGAGUGGGCGGAGGCUGCGGCGGGGUCGUUGCCCGCGGCGAUGGCGGGGGCGUCGCCGGAGUCAGGUCGUCACACGGCCGGCAGCGAGGACUCAGUGCUGCUGACGCGGUCGACGCGACGGCGGAGGGGAAGCCUGAGGGAGAGCGUCGCCGCGAGGGGGCGACACCCAUCGCGGACGGACGACGAUGGUGACACGGCGACGAAUGGCAUCGUUCGCGUGACGUCGGAAGCAAGCGUUGAUUGGACGGAUGCGCGGGACGACGCGGCGGCUCAGGAGGAGAGGCUGCAGGGAUGUGGGGUGGAGGAGAAGCAGGAGGAGGAGAAAGAGGAGAGGGAGGAUGCUGAUCUCACAGAGUUGAUUCUGAAGCUUCGGGAACACGCGACGGACGGUGGCGCCACCUUGCAGCCGCACGUCGACGACGGAGAAGGUGGGCGGAGUUACGACGAAGACAGCCUGCUGUCUGAAGACUCAAUGGAAGCAUGUGCCAAGAAUGAAGCCAGGAGAAGGGAGGAGGAUUACACAGAGAAGGAUCCCUUGAGAAGGGAAGAAGACUGCACAGAGAAGGAUCCCUGGAGAAGGGAAGAAGACUAUACGGGGAAGGAUCCCUUGAGAAGGGAAGAAGACUUGCAUCAGGAAAGGAUCCUGGAGAGCACGAGGAUGAAUGCAUGGAAAAAGAAACCAGGAGAGGGAAAAGAGACCACGUGCAUAGAGAAGCUCACUCAGGGAUAG